AUGUCUUUUAGCAACUCUCGAACGUUUGGCUACUCAAGCAUUCCCGGGAUCUUCGCAACCGCUUCACACCCUCCAACGGACAUUAACCCGCAGGCCGGCACGAUGGAGGGUCUUGCUGAGGCAAUGGAUGAACCCCUUCUACCAAAAGCCUGUCUCUCUCUGUUGUGGAGUGAAUCGCAUGAGGAUAUUACGCAGGGUCACACAGUUACCGAUUGGACUUCCAACACGCCCAAAAGGUUCUAUUCUGCCAGUUCCUUUAUG
Dibothriocephalus latus is the source of this 261-nucleotide messenger RNA. Lineage: Eukaryota; Metazoa; Platyhelminthes; Cestoda; Diphyllobothriidea; Diphyllobothriidae. The record is from the annotation of a GenBank genome assembly.